Molecule: messenger RNA, 4404 nt
Organism: Amphibalanus amphitrite
Lineage: Eukaryota; Metazoa; Arthropoda; Thecostraca; Balanomorpha; Balanidae
Product: semaphorin-5B-like
Exons: 12
Coding region: 347-3532 (1061 amino acids)
Biological process (GO): neural crest cell migration; positive regulation of cell migration; negative regulation of axon extension involved in axon guidance
Molecular function (GO): chemorepellent activity; semaphorin receptor binding
Source: RefSeq, a predicted model, not a curated record
CGGCGCCGGCAGUGACAGCGGCGGCAGCGGCGUGGGUUGUCGUGACGGUGUUGCGGACAGUCAGCCCGGUGACAGCUCGUGUGACAGUUGGGUGACAGACGCGCAGACUACGGGAGUGUGACGGACGCACGCGCAUCUGUCAACUGGGGAGUGUGAACGAAAGGUAGUGGCCAGGUGCGAGCCUUCCGCAGAGGAGAGACGGAGACGGAAAACGGAAAGAAGCAGCGGACACCGGCGAGGCCCUAGACCGAUAAGCUCUGCCCAAGGGUGAUGAGUCGUUUCUACGGUCGGUGACAUCUGUUGGCGUGUUCUGAAGCAGUGAACACUGAACAGUUCAUCUGGCGUCAUGGGGACCACCAAUGGCGGCAGCGCGUCGCUGCUGGUGUUGCUCACGGUGGCGUUCGUCAGCAGCAGCGCGCAGGAGGUUAACACGGCGACACCGAACGACUACCGAUUCGUCUCGUAUACAGAGCUCCGGCCUACGAUGGACGUGUUCGCGCCCAAGAACGUGACCAGGUUCUCAGAGAUUCUGUUCGACAUACAAAAAUACCAGAUCAUCGUCGGUGCCAGGGACCAUCUGUACCGUCUGAGUGUGCGCGGCCUGCAGGAGCUCGAGUCAGCCUACUGGCCGGCAGACAAGGACGCCGUGAAGAUGUGCGAGAUCAAGGGCCAGACGGCCGUCGACUGUCACAACUUUGUGCGCGUGCUGCACCGCCAUGAGUCGCGCCUGUUAGCCUGCGGCACUCACGCGUUCCAGCCGGUGUGCACGUGGCGGCAGCUGGACGCUCUCGGCACCGUGCAGCGGCGAGAGUCGGGUAUCGCUGUGGCGCCCUACUCGCCGCACCUGAACGUCACCUCAGUGCUCUCCUCUGAGGGAGAUGUGUUCGCUGCUACCCCGACCGACUUCUCCGGCCUCGACCCGGCCCUCUACGGCCGCAAACUGCGCACACAGAAGUAUGAUAGUCGCCUGCUGAGUGCCCCGGACUUUGUCGGGUCGUUCGAGGCCGGGGAUUUUGUCUACUUUGUGUUCCGAGAGGACGCCGUCGAAUACAUGAGCUGUGGCAAGGCGGUGUACUCGAGGAUCGCUCGCGUUUGUAAGAACGACCGAGGUAACGGUCGACACGUAUGGACGACGUUUGUGAAGGCGCGUCUCAACUGCUCUGUGCCGGGCGAGUACCCGUUCUACCUGGACGAGGUACAGAGCAUCCACUAUCUGGACAGGGAGGAGGUGCUCUACGCCACCUUCACCACACCAGAUAACAGCCUGGCCGGCUCGGCAGUGUGCGCCUUCACGAUGGCAUCUAUCAGCGCCGCCUUCCAGGGUCCCUUCCAGCACCAGAGCGCCGCUGGAGGGCCCUGGAAACGCGUCCACCUGGAGGAUCACACCCACUUCGAGUGCCGCUCGCCGGAGGUGACCUCGGGUCAUCAGCUGGCAGCGCUGUAUGACUUUACACUGACGGCUGAGGCGGUGCAGCCGGAGCGACCGGAGCCGCUGCUGCUGCUCGAUGGAGUCAGGCUGACCUCCGUGGCGACUGACGUCAUCACCACCAAGCACCACGUGUCAGUGCACGUGCUGUACGUGGCCGACACGACGGGCACCAUCCGCAAGCUGAGUGUGGUGCCUCGCUCGCGCCAGACCUGCCUGCUGGAGGUGCUGCGGCCAUUCAGCAAGCCCACCCGGGUGCUCACCAUGAAGCUGCUCAGAGAGGCGGCCUCCCUGUACCUGGGUACCGACUCGGGCCUGGUCCGUCUGCCGGUGGAGCGGUGCGGCCGGUACCGCAGUGAGGCCGCCUGUCUGGCCGCCAUGGACCCGUACUGUGGCUGGGACGAGGCGCGCGCUCUCUGCACCCCGCCGCCGGGCCAGGACCCGGGCGUGGCCUCGUGGCUGCAGCCGGUCACCCAGUGUCCCGACCUGAGCCGGCCCGUGGACGGCGGCUGGAGCGCCUGGGGCGACUGGCAGCCGUGCCGCCAGCUGGAGAGCAGCGACGGCGAGGGUGAGCCGGGCGAGCCGUGCCUGUGCCGACGGCGACAGUGCUCGAGCCCGGCGCCGGCGCGCGGCGGCGCCCCGUGCGUCGGCCUGGCCGCCGAGGUGACCAACUGCACGCGCCACGGCGGCUGGACCAGCUGGUCAGCCUGGUCGGCGUGCUCCCACCCGUGCGGCGUGGCCGUCAAGUCGCGCCGCCGCUCGUGCAGUAGCCCAGCGCCGGUGCACGGCGGCCGCGACUGUAGCGGCGACGCCGAGCAGGAGAUUAUGUGCCACUCGAACCCGCCGUGUCCCAGCGAGACCAGCCUGCCGGUGGACGGCGGCUGGGGCCACUGGAGCGCCUGGUCUCGCUGCUCGGCCCGCUGUGGCGGCGGUCUGCGCCGGCGCCGCCGCAGCUGCGACAGCCCUCGGCCGGCCAACGGCGGCCGGCCCUGCGCCGGCUGCGAGCUCGAGUACGGCCAGUGCGGCGGCCAGCCGUGUCCCGAGCAGCGCCGCCUCACACACUGGACGCCCUGGCUGGCGGCGAAUGGCAGCACCGUCGGCCGGCAGCAGCGCUUCAGGUUCGAGUGCCGCGCGCCGGUGCCGGACGCCGCGCUGAUCAGGGUGUCACACGCGCGCAGCGAUGAGCGCCACUGCAACGCCGACGGACAGUGCACGCCAGCCGACUGGACCGGUCUGGGCUGGGGUGACUGGGGCUCCUGGUCACCCUGUUCUGUGCCGUGCGGCGGAGGCGUUCAGACUCGCUCGCGCACCUGUGACGGCCUCCCCUCGGCCUGCCUGGGACCCAGCAGGGUGGAGCAGGCCUGUAACACGGAACGGUGCAAAGGCGACUGGUCGUGCUGGUCGGAAUGGUCGCCCUGCUCCGUUUCCUGCGGGGUCGGCCGGCGCAGUCGACACAGACAGUGCCGACCGCCCGAGGGCGCCGACCCCAGUGACGUCACCUGCGACGGCUCUGACGUCACUGAGGAGCCGUGCGAGAUGCCCAGCUGCAGCAGUCUUGAGGGAUGGAACGAAUGGUCCGUCUGGAGCCAGUGUGAUGUCGGUGGAGAACAGCACCGUGUCAGAGACUGUAUGGUCUCGGAGCCCGGCCAGGAGCUCUGUCAGGGAGUGGACCGGCAGAGCAGACUCUGCGUGGAGACCAACGAUGAUUCGGUGCUGAUGGCGGCCACGGCUGUGGCGCAGGGCGGCGUCAGCGCUGGUCGACUGGUCGGCGCCUGCCUGGGUUGCUUCUGUGCCGGCGCUCUCCUGGCGGCCGCCGGCACGUACUACUACUUACAUAGGCGGCGCUACGGUCGCGUGCCCGGCUCCAAGUACUACGACACACUGCCGAAGCCGGCGGCACCGAACGCCUACCAGAGCGUGCCCGGUGUCCAGGAGCUGGCGGAGCUCCGUAACGGCCGCGGCCGGCACAGCUCCGCCGGCAAAUCGGCCGCCGAGCUGUCCCAACCCGAGAAAACGGCCACGAUCCGCCGCAACGGCAGCCAACGCUACACAUCGGUACUCGGGAGCGAGCUGCGCGCAAACCUGGCGUCAGACACCAUCUACUAACCGCUGCCGGCGGCCGGUGCAGGACUCAGUCUCCAGUACAAAGGGUGCCGCGGCAGGGGGCCGCGCGGCGGACUGGGGCGGCCGUGGCCCGCUGUGCACUGGGUGUGCGAGAGGGCGGGCGGUAAGUGCCGCAUCGCCAGAAUUGUGAUAUCACCUCGGUCAUGCUGUGAUGGACACUGCGGCCAUUCUCAUCCAUGUGUGUGACUGCGUGCGUGUGCGUUUAUGUGUGUUUGUAGCGCCAUUAACUAUGCUUUGCGAACGGUUGUGGGAUGAGACUCAGGUACCUAUUUCAGUGCCUGCGAACAAAUGUUAUAAUUGACGUGACGAGGUACAACAUUAACUGUUAGGUCCGUGUCUAUUUCACGGAGUUCGAUCAUGCCGUGCGAUGCGAUAUUUUUUUUAAAGUGUAUGCGUUUUUAAUGAAGCUGUUUGACAAUGUCGACCAUGAGUAGGUUUAGCUAACCCGCUAUCUUGCUGAGGAGCGACAAUGAAUGGGAACAAUCGUGCACAUACUGAGGUUACCUAUUUCCACCCCGCCAUUUGAGCGACUACUGUGCCUGUCUACCAUCCGUGUUUAUCAAGUGCUGAUUCCAAUGCAUUCUAACAAGUGCGACGGUAUAAUAACAAUUUAACAACCCGAGCGCUUAACUAUUCAAUGUUCCCCCGUCCCACCAUCUUACAAGUUCCGCGCGAUAUACGAUCGCUGUCAGUGUCAUGCCGCCGCGUUUUGUACUGCCUUACGUGCCAACGGGGCGCCCUGGUUGUGUUGUGGACUAUGCAGGACAGGGCAGGCGGGUACGACUGCCCUGUUUCGGCUGUCGACACAGAGACUGUCGACGGAUGGCCGAAAUACACUGGAUUAGAUCGGAAAA